CCUAUAGCCUGGUUAAUAUAGGUUGCGCAGGAGGAGCUAGAGCACGGACGCUGCAGCGUCCCUAGGCAGCCAUUUACACGGUCUUCAUAUCGAGCGCCACACGCUAAUUUGCUUAACUACAUAAGAAUGGCGGACCUAACACAUCCAGUUGUCUGGUUUUACAUACCUUGCACGCUAGCCUGGAUUUGCUUUCUGAUUAGCGUGGGCUCUCCAGACCGCUUCAUCGACUACGACUGGCUUUGGUUCCUUUUCCGGCACAUCUCACCAUACUUUUGGGCAGCUCUGGGCGUGGCGCUAUGCGUGGGCAUGUCUAUCCUGGGAGCAGCUUGGGGCAUUUUCAUUACCGGCGCCUCUCUGGUCGGUGCAGCCAUUCGCGUGCCCAGGAUUACAUCCAAGAACUUGAUCAGCGUUAUCUUCUGCGAGGCCGUGGCCAUCUACGGCGUCAUCGUGGCUAUCAUCCUCCAGACAAAGAUCGAAUACGUCGACCCUCAAAGCACGGGCGGGGUCUACGAUAAGUACGCCGUGGCGGCAGGGUAUUCAAUUUUCGGCUCUGGUAUUACCACUGGCUUUGCCAACUUGGUGUGCGGGAUGUGUGUCGGCAUCGUGGGAAGCAGCUGCGCCCUGUCAGACGCGCAGAACAGCACGCUGUUCGUCAAGAUCCUUGUGGUGGAGAUUUUCGGCAGCGCUCUGGGGUUGUUUGGUGUUAUCAUUGGCAUCAUCAUGAGCGGAGGCAUCAAAUGGGCGGCGUAAGGAAGUGGGGUAGCUUCAAAUGGUAAGCAUAGAGAGUCAUGCCAGGACUGGACUGCCCCGGAGUUUUGCUCGGUUAGGUGCGUGCGUGGUUUAGGCAAGGAUAACACUGGGACGUGUCUGGGAGAGGGUAGCAUGCCCAAAGGGAUAAGCCGUAUGAGGCCUAGCAUACGUAUGGGGACUAGCAGGGACCAAGGUCAGUGUUGUUGGGGUCAUGUUGAGGGGCUGUGACGUGUGAGGUAGCGUAAUAUCUUAGCUCGGACGUAUAUCCCUGAUUGGGUGGCAGGGAUUCCGCUGUGCAUGGUGAUGGGAUAGCUUUUUAACUCUGCGAAAGGACGGCGUCUUACGUACGCGUUGCGCAUGACCUUUCGGAGCCAGGAAAGCCGCUGCACUGUUGCGGCUACCUUCCUGGACGGCGUCGAGGCACGACGUACUGUAAAGAGAAAGAAAUCUUUGCGUCGCUUCUUUCUGUAUUGUCACGUGGUCUCCUGAGAGCUCCCGUGUGCAGUGAUGCUUUCAUCGUGCCGUAGGGUGAGCGAACUCAGUGACAGUUGCUGCGGUGUCCCAAGCAACCCCAUUAGGCUAGAUGGGGCGUGGUCGGCCCAGUGACCUGUUUACGGGCGGCAAUGCGGUAGUGUGCGGCAAUGCACACGGCACAGGCCUGUUGGUAGCCGUCGGGGGACGUUGCUGUGUGAACUGCUAGGGCGGGGCAACGUGGCCCGGAAACUGCAUAGGGAAGACUGUGUUAAGGAAGUGGUGUAUAGGGUAUCCUGUGGGGGCCGUCUAGUAGCCGUGCAAUACCCUCAGUACCCUACUUGGGCAUGCUCGUGCUAAGGUCUACGAUUAUACACUUCCUGCGAUGAGCGACGUUUACGGCGAGAAGUGCACCCAUAUGGAGCCAU
Astrephomene gubernaculifera is the source of this 1649-nucleotide messenger RNA. The record is from the annotation of a GenBank genome assembly. Lineage: Eukaryota; Viridiplantae; Chlorophyta; Chlorophyceae; Chlamydomonadales; Astrephomenaceae.